GUCGGGAAAAUAUUUUUAUCGUUUCCGUGAAAAGCGGAACUCAGAUCACCUAAAAAACGUCCAUUGUUCUCCUCGAAUUCAGUCAUGGCUUCCAUCAGCCCAUUCAAUAUACUUCUUAAUAGACUCAGUAAUAACAUGAGCACAAUGAAUCUACAAAGUUUAGUUGAUGUUUGCGGAGAGGAGUUCAUCUCUGAGCCAGAACGCGAGAAAAUCUUGAAAGACCCUGAAUAUGGCCGUCGGGAAGUAUUCAAAAUUCUCCGAAGAAGAAACGCAAUUGGAGAUGCGCCUAGAAAGAUGGCGUUUUUGCUUAGGAUUAUAAAGGAAUUGAGGCCCAAGAGACCAGAUCUGGUCAACAUGGUUAAAACGUACAUAGAAGACCAUUACGAAGAACCACCCGAGAUACUGAACGAUUUUGAAUUUAGCUCGGAUGACUAUGUCAUAAUUCCACGACCUUCAUCGACUAUCCCGGAAGUAGACUGCUGUGGCAAAGACUGCUGCAAUGUUCGCUGUGGCUGUUGCAGCUGUAACUGCGGCUGCAAUCCUUGCUGCAGCACGUUUUGCUGUGUUAUGUUGGUGGCAUCGUUGUUGGUAUUUACUACAUUCGUGAUUGUGUUGUUUUGGUACAUUCUUCCUUUCUCCAGCCAACCCUUGAAUGAGAAUGAUAACUUUAAAGUUGUCGGUCGGGUUAUGCUCUGCGUUUUGCUUUUUGUCGCCAUUUGCUUCAUCGUAUUUGGUGUUUACAUUAAAAGAAGGAAGACCGAACUGUCUUAUUUAGAGCUCCAAGGUGACAUCAGCCCUGACUAUGGAAGCGUUAACAGCUCGUCAGACUCAACCCGACCGACUUGUCCAGUGUAUGUAAAGAAGAUUGAUCGAGGAAACGGACGCAGAUGUUCUUGUAGUUCCGGCCACAUUACAGCCUCAAGUUCAUAUGAUUCCUUGAACUCGGCUCGUGGCAAUCGGCCGAUUCCCGAAGCCGCUGUGGUUACCGAUGGCUACAGGAAGCGGGAUGUUGAUUUUCCUCGAGAAAUGGAACAAGCACAAGAGGACGAAACGACCAUUUGUUAGAGCCUAGGGGAGCUUAGAGAAAACCCAGAAAACCGCGACAGAAAUCUGUCUUAUUGGCCCAAAUAUUUGUGUAAUAAGUUUUGUACUGCUUACAGCGAUUAAUAACUAUUCAGUUAUCUUAUAGAGACAUGAAAUAUUGUAAUUUAUCACCGGAUCUCACUGCACAAGACAGACCCAGAAAGACAGCUAAGACUCAGGACUCAUAAUCACAAACUUAAGUUGCUGGUGGCCAUGGGCACAAGCUAUUUUGUUUCAACUUUUGUAACUGGUGUCUUAUUUCAUUUGUAAUAUGUUAAUCUUAAGAAACAUUAUGGGGUAGCUUUACUUGGGGUACAUAGGA
Molecule: messenger RNA, 1405 nt
Organism: Porites evermanni
Lineage: Eukaryota; Metazoa; Cnidaria; Anthozoa; Scleractinia; Poritidae
Source: the annotation of a GenBank genome assembly